Mycena citricolor is the source of this 2205-nucleotide messenger RNA. Lineage: Eukaryota; Fungi; Basidiomycota; Agaricomycetes; Agaricales; Mycenaceae. The record is from the annotation of a GenBank genome assembly.
CGGAGGUUGCCAAACACAAGCGUAUAUAAAUUUGGGUUGGUCUUGAACCACACCCUGAUACAAGUCGUGCAUACACUCGAGAUAAUGUUCGUCUACCCUACUUCGUCAACUCUGCCAACUCCGAUUCUCGAGCAUUCAAUGCGUUCACUUCCGCAUCCAGUGCUACAUUAGCCAGUUCAAUCUGAAGGACAUUCGAAAUCAGCUCUGUCCAUCUUGUUUCGAGGCUGGUCAACUGUGCGCCGAGUUUGGUCUGCGUGUUUUUACGCUCCCGAUUUACGUCCACGGUUAGUAGCUUCAAGUCCUCAAGCGCCUGCUCCGUCUGUUUUACCGUCGACUCGAGGAGAUAAUUAUGAAUUCUCCAUGCAUUAGACCCAUACGUUUGGAGUAACGUCAGAUUCGUUUGUCUUUGGGAAAUAAGAGACGGCACUGUGCGAGCGUUUGUUCAGACUGACCGCAUUCGCUGAUGCUCCAAUUGAGCAUUCGCAUUGUCGAGCGCCGCCUGCCAUUCUUCAUCUGUCCCUGGAGCUGACGGCGCAGGCAGCUGGUAACGGAGCGCAUCGAGUCGAGGAAAUUCUUGAUGUGCCUCAACGCGCUCGAGCUCCGCUUGGAGUAAAGGAUGUUUCUACGAGGGCAGAAAAAUCAGCCAGGAUUCGAGAAUAGAGCUCUUACUGACGGCGAACAGUUUGUAUUCUGGCGGGACGCGUGGAUGUAAUUCCGUUGGCGGCUUUGGUUGACGCGCCAGUUCACGAUCAACUUUUUCUUUCAGCCCAGGAUAUCGUUCUACGUCGUUGUCAUAGUACGGAAGAGAAUCGAGGAGUUCAGUCAUGGUCCUGAGCAACAAGUUUGUACAUCGCGAACGAGUGGCUGUGCUACCAAACCAUGUCUCUUCGUAUCGGCCAGGUGCUCGCAAGGCAGCUUGUAGCUGUACGCUCACGGGCCCUGCACAACUCCUCGAGAGCUCUUGCAUCCACUUCCCCCUUUGUAGAGUCGACGUCUCCUAACCCUACCCUGGAAAAAUACGCGCAGGCGACCUCCGAGCUUCACACCUACGGAUCAUACCUCACUCAAUGCAUGCCCAAAUUCAUCCAGCAGUUCUCCGUCUCUCGUGACGAGCUCACUCUCUAUGCACCGGCUUCUGCCAUCGUUCCUUUGCUCACAUUCCUUCGGGAUCACUCGCGCUGCCAGUUCAAGUACCUCAUGCAGGUGACGGCGGCGGACUUCCCGGAGCGCGACAAGCGAUUCGAGGUCGUAUAUCAUCUGCUUAGCACCUCGCAGCAAGGAAGGAUCAGGGUCAAGACCUAUGCCGGCGAAGGAGAUCAUGUACCUAGUGCAGCGAACGUUUUCCGGAGCGCAGAUUGGUACGAGAGAGAAGUUUGGGACAUGUACGGCGUAUUCUUCAGUGGCCAUCCUGAUCUUCGCCGUAUUUUGACCGACUACGGCUUCGAGGGCCACCCCCUCCGCAAAGAUUUCCCUCUCACCGGGUACACCGAGCUUCGGUAUGACGAAGAGCGCAAGCGCGUCGUCUAUGAACCUCUGCAACUGACCCAAGCAUUCCGCAAUUUUGAAUCUCUGUCUCCCUGGGAACAAGUUGGAGACGGAACCACUGCUCCGCGGCCAGACCAGUUGAAGCCUCUUCCUCCUCCAGCCGAACCGGAAGCCAAGAAGCCUUGAAGAGCUGAUUAGUUACGCGUAGCCAAAGAAUCCAUGUGUAGAGUGCGUGUUAUACAGAAAGAGCGGAGGCACGUAGAAACGUUUCAUGAAGCUUCACCAACUUGGGGUUUCUCGACGAGUUCGCCUGGCUCGCCAUUAACCUCUUCUACUUUCUCGACACCCAUGCUGUCCACUGGAAUCUUAGCAUCCCCCCAUCCCAUUCGACUCACGAUAUAUUCUUGCCCGAUGACCUCCACACCAACCCGCAGCGCUUCAGCGACGAGAUCCUCCACCCAGUCAUAACGAUCCCACAUCGUAUCUGAAAGCCAGGAUCCCGGAAUACACUGUGUUACAGUGCUGUGUGAUAGUGAAUGGGCCGGGUCACUGAGAUGGAUAAGGAAAUGUAGUUGCUGGGAUUGAGAAUUCGAAUUGAGAGAGGACAAAGCGAAGAAGGGUUGGAUCCGGAGAUAAACAUGUGAAUAAGUCGUCGGAGUCUGGACAGAUGAUUGGGCAGUUUGCGCCGUGUGGAUCGGGACGUUUGCCUUGAACAAUUCA